GAGAAACCCUAGAACGCGAGCCGGAGUGCGGAGUAGGAUUCAGAGUACUUUCGUCAUCUCGUCUGCAGCGAACCCUUCCUGAAGUUCGCCGGAUCAGUCAGAAUGUAUACCGCAAGGAGGAAAAUUCAGAAAGACAAGGGCGCUGAUCCUUCUGAGUUUGAGGAGACAGUUGCACAGGCCUUUUUUGACCUGGAGAACACCAACCAGGAACUGAAAAGUGAUCUGAAGGAUCUCUUCAUCAACUCAGCUGUCCAUAUUGACAUCUCUGGGAACCGGAAGGCAGUGGUGAUCCAUGUUCCUUACAGAUUGCGUAAGGCUUUUCGUAAGAUUCAUGUGAGGCUUGUCCGGGAGCUUGAAAAGAAGUUCAGUGGGAAGGAUGUCAUUUUGAUUGCCUCAAGGCGAAUUUUACGACCUCCCAAGAAGGGUUCUGCUGUUGUCAGACCUCGAAGUCGCACACUUACUGCUGUUCAUGAGGCCAUAUUGGAGGAUGUUGUUUAUCCAGCAGAAAUUGUUGGCAAGCGCAUUAGAUACCGUCUUGAUGGAUCCAAAAUUAUGAAGGUUUACCUGGAUCCCAAGGAGCGAAACAACACGGAAUACAAACUGGAAACUUUCUCUGGAGUUUAUAGAAAACUCUCAGGAAAGGAUGUGGUGUUCGAGUAUCCAAUGACAGAAACAGCUUGAAGAAUUCAGUUGGCAGAACGCGUCAUCUGUCAUCUGUUUCUGGCUUUUUUUAGGUAGGCUAGUAUUCAUUGUUAUUUUUGUUUUAAAAUUUUGUCCCCAACAAACAAAUGAGGAUCGUUCUUGUUUGAAUCUUUUGCAUAGGUUUUAUGUUGAGUGGAUACCUCCAAACUACACCAUUUUGCUAAUGUACUAUCCAUUUCCUAGAGCAUUGUUUUAAUGUUC
This is a messenger RNA of Nymphaea colorata (pocket water lily), 903 nucleotides long. RefSeq names its product 40S ribosomal protein S7. The record is from RefSeq and is a predicted model, not a curated record. Gene Ontology annotation, biological process: ribosomal small subunit biogenesis; rRNA processing; translation. Bases 103 to 681 code for a protein of 192 amino acids. NCBI's taxonomy places the organism in Eukaryota, Viridiplantae, Streptophyta, Magnoliopsida, Nymphaeales, Nymphaeaceae. The transcript is spliced from 6 exons. Gene Ontology annotation, molecular function: structural constituent of ribosome. Gene Ontology annotation, cellular component: small-subunit processome; cytosolic small ribosomal subunit; 90S preribosome.